Anopheles funestus (African malaria mosquito) is the source of this 2676-nucleotide messenger RNA. Its product is annotated as zinc finger C2HC domain-containing protein 1C. NCBI's taxonomy places the organism in Eukaryota, Metazoa, Arthropoda, Insecta, Diptera, Culicidae. The record is from RefSeq and is a predicted model, not a curated record. Bases 418 to 2043 code for a protein of 541 amino acids. The transcript is spliced from 5 exons.
UCAUCGAAUUACGGACACUUAAUUACAAACCCGAGGAGGUACCCGGCUACGUUUCUGUACCAAAAACGUCUCACGCAAACGCUUAUGUAGGUUUGGAUGUCAACUUCACCCUCCCUUGGAGGUUAGGAACCCCCGUUGUUCGAAAUUUUCCGUGUCCUAAUUAUUUGACUCCCUUUUUCGGCCAAACGAGAAUCUUCUAGCUUCCGAAAUUUUCAAGGACAACCGCACCCUGCUGUGGUUGAAAUCGGUGAAAGAGCACCGAGUUUCCGAGUUACGAUUACCAUUACCAAACGACGAACGUUCGACUAACACGCACCGUUUACCUCUUUUCAAACGCUUACAGCUUUGCGGCAAAGGUAAAGGACUGCGGAAAGGUAAGGAGGACUCGUCGCCUCCCCGGAAAACGCGAAACCCAACAUGGACAGUCGCGGCCCAACGACAACGGUUCGAGCCGGUGCACCCACUGCCGUCGACGGUACGUCAAGGCUGGCACAGAUGCAGAUGCGCUUCCAGCAGCGCCAACAGCAGGAACGUGACCAGCGAAAGAUAGAGCAGAUUGCCACGAGAACGACCGCCACGACCGGUACGGUGGCCAUUGCAUCGUCGCACGGUGGCCGUACGGCGACGACGACAACAUCGACCACGAGCAGCAGUGCCGUGAGUGCAACGGUAGAACUGUCCGAGCGUCUCAAUGCCACCAGCCUGUCGUCCACGCUCGGUGCUGGCAAGGUUCGCCAAAUGUUCGACGAACGUCGUCAUCGGGUGGCCGGCAUCGAUAAAAGCUACCCACUGCAGCCGAUCCAAACGACUUCCACGGUACCGGUAGCCCAUGGUAACCACUCCGUCAACGGUAACGGUAACAGUAACGGCACCGGCAGCAACGGUAACGAUGCUGGUGGCGGUGGCGCUUCCCUCGCUCGUGGUAUGGCCAAGGCGGGUCUAAACAACAAACCACGUGUCCCACCAAUAUCGGCCAGUUCCCGGACCCGCUUGAUGCAGCACCAAUCUCAAGCGCGUGGGACGAACCUACGUCAGGACAGUCUCGUGGCCAUGCAGGCCGCACGCAGUAACGGUGGAGACGCCGGGGCACUGAUGAUGGAUCCAAACGGUGGCUAUGAUGACAACGAUAAUUUUCUGGAACUGGAAAAGUUUCCAGAUGCAGCAUCAAUCGAUGAAGAUACGCUAGAUUCUGCAGAUCGUCUAAAUGUCAUCAACGGUAACGGAGCCACGUUAAAGAUGGGAAAAUCAAACGCAUCCACGACGAAGAACUUACCCAGCAACAGUACCAUUCAAAAGCCGAUGAAAAAAUCCCCGAUUGCUGCGUCCAACAGUGUUGCAACGCGUUCACCAAACGGAUCUGCCAAAUCCGGAGUGGUCACACCGCGGUCGGUGAAAUCGAACGGACCAUCGCGAACGGUCACCCAGCCAAGUCCCUCCGGUUCAGCAAGUUCGGUACGCCGCCCAUCAUCGGUAGCGAGCGGAAACAACAUGCUUGCAGCCGCCAACGAACCCGUCCCGGACGGUUUGACCCGCUGUGACAUCUGUAGCCGCAACUUUGCCACCGAUCGUAUCGACAAGCAUCGACAAAUCUGUCAGAAAACGAAGACGAAAAAGCGCAAAGUGUUCGACAUCACCAAGCACCGUGUGCAGGGCACGGAUGCGGAAAGUUUCGUGCUGAGAGGGAAAAAAUCCACCUCGACCGGUGCUGCCACCGUGCAUAGGAAACAAUCUAGUCAGCUUUCAAUGGGCAGCAGUAGUGUCGGUGGUGGCGCCGGUGGUAAACCGAGCAAUUGGCGCAAAAAGCACGAAGAGUUUAUCGCGACAAUCCGUGCGGCUAAGGAGAUGAAAGCGCAUCUCGCCCGGGGUGGCAAAUUGUCCGAUCUGCCACCACCGCCACCGUCGGAAAAUCCGGACUAUGUACAGUGUCCGCACUGCAAGCGUCGCUUCAAUCAGACGGCUGCCGAACGGCACAUUCCGAAGUGUGCCACAAUGUUGCACAACAAACCGAAACCGAAGGCAUCGUCCACCAUGCGGAAAUACUGAUCAGUUUGUGCGCAGCAGGUUGUCCCUGGAAACGAGUUUGCAAUUGCUUAUAUUUUGCUAAUGCAUAAUUUAAUGCUUCAUCUGUAAAAUCUGGUUUGUUCCGAGGAAAAAUUCGUUCUCUGGAACUGGAUGCAUUUUUUGGCAAACAAAAUUAGAACAAACGUUGUCAUUUAAAUGAACGCAAGUAAUGAACACGUGUACAAACUAACGAAAACCCCCGCUCUGAAUAGCCUAACAGGAGAAGAAAAUACAUAUAUAUCAUAAUACAUAUGAGACAAUGCAAACGAUAAUCAUUAUCAGCCAUAUAUAUACACAUAUAUUAUUAGUAGCUCAACAAAUAUAACAUCCAGCAUUUAACAAGAAGAAAGAGGAGAACGAGAUCACAAAACAGUUGUCACACACGGUGUAUUAGACACGUGGCGAUCCGAGAGACGAAACCUAUAUACUAAAUAUGGCUGUGUGAAUGCGCUCUUCGUGUGUGUGAGUCUCUGCAAGUGUUUGUACGCGCGCGUGUAUGUGUGCCUGUUGGAAAACUGGAAAAUUCAAGUGACGAAAAAUGGAUGUAUUUUUGAGCAUUAUGUGUAUGAAAUAAAAAACAAAAAAAAACACAUCAACGAUUAAACGAAACGUAAA